Carassius auratus (goldfish) is the source of this 2785-nucleotide messenger RNA. It is a transcript of the gene cenpt, whose product is annotated as centromere protein T. The coding region runs from base 143 to 2572 and encodes 809 amino acids. The transcript is spliced from 13 exons. Gene Ontology annotation, biological process: mitotic cell cycle; chromosome segregation; kinetochore assembly. Gene Ontology annotation, molecular function: DNA binding; protein heterodimerization activity. Gene Ontology annotation, cellular component: kinetochore. NCBI's taxonomy places the organism in Eukaryota, Metazoa, Chordata, Actinopteri, Cypriniformes, Cyprinidae. The record is from RefSeq and is a predicted model, not a curated record.
GCGGGAGUUGUGAGACUUCCAUUUUCAAACCUCGGAUGUUUUAAUCGACGAUGCUUUUCUUUGUUUACUUUGAUUUCGCUUUUGUUAUAGUUCUGUAGCCUUUGAAAAUAGUUACAUUUGUGAUAAACUACGAUAAGAAACGAUGGAUUCAACAGAAGACGAUAUUUCGGCUCGGGUUUUGUUGAGGAGAGUCCUGCACACUGAGUUACCCAGAUCUCCUGUAACCAGAAGUGCAACAAAUGUACGACGGAGUAUGAGGCUAAAAAACACCCCUGGACUGGAGAGUCCUGGAUCUGCCUUACGACACAGACUCAAGAAGAAGCUCCAUGAGAGUGCCUCCUUGUCACCCCUCCCUUCUCCUAAACGGCCGAGGUCAACGGUGGCAAAUACGAACCCUCCUGUCACUGCCCCGUCCCCAGUAUAUGACGAGGACAUGACCACUCGUGGUCUGCUCAGGGGCAUCAUUCAGAUGGAGACCGAAGCAUCGCUGCUGAUGUCGGGUCAGCCUGCGUUUCAAGAAUCCGAGCCGAAUCCAGCCGAGUCCAGUGCUGGAGAGAGAACUGAAGGUCUGUCUGGAGUGGAGCUCUCUGACCUGACUCUGCACACUGAACCUCUGACGCAUGUGGUCAGAGGACUGAGCCGCAAGAAACCGCAGCAGGUCUUCAGUGUGUCAGCGUUCGAGGAACAGUUUGAUCAACUGCCAGACAACACAGAAGAGACCUCAAAUGUCUUUCAUAAAGGUGAUGUCUCUCAGGCAAAAGGAGAUGAUUCUCAAGAUUUAGAUGUGUCUUCUGGCUCAAAAAGUGGGCUGAACCUGACCUUGAAGACCCCAUUUGUAGAGAAGCGCAUUGAGAGGGCGGGGCUUCAGAGGAAGGUCUCCAAUCGGAGGCUGCAGUCUGUGGAUGCAUUUGAUGAGGCCGUUCAGAGAUGCCUGGAGCAGGGUCCUAACCAAGAUCAGUCUGUAUUUCAGGACGGAAAAACUCUAGAAGAUUCCUCCUGGCAGAAGUUCACUCUCGGCCUCAGUGAUGUCACAGAGCUUUAUGUCCAUUCUAAAAAAGAUGACACAAUGGGACCUUCUGCAGAGAACGAGAGAGCCAGUGAUAUUCCUGACUCAGAACCUUUAAUUCAAGAAGAAAAAGAUCAUGAGAUGGAAUCACAGGAUCAGGAAGAGGUGGUGCCUCCAUCCCAAGAUGAUGUGUAUUUGAGUGCAGAAGAUAUUGUACUUGCUCCAACGCAGGCAAUGACCGAAUCACUUCCUGAAUCUCAUGAUGUGGAGCUGCAAGAUCGAGAAUUUGUGGAGGAAGUUGAGAUUGGGAAUAUUGUGGAAAUUGAGUACGAGAACAUUGUGGAAACGGAGGAUCAAGAGGUUGUAGAAAUCGAGGAUGACAACAUUGAGGAAAUCGAGGAUGAGAAUGGAGAGGAAGUCGAGGAUGAGAAUGGAGAGGAAGUCGAGGAUGAGAAUGGAGAGGAAGUCGAGGAUGAGAACGGAGAGGAAGUCGAGGAUGAGAACAGAGAGGAAGUGGAGGAUGAGAACGCCCAGGAAGUCGAGGAUGAGAACGUCGAGGAUGAGAACGACGAGGAAGUUGAAGAUGAGAAUGCUGAGAAAGUUGAGGAUAAGGAGGUUAUUGAAGCUGAGCAUGAACAUAUUGACACCUCACAGUAUCUAGAGCAGAUAACUCGUAGAGCUCACCGCUCAGAGGGAGGAGGUGCUGUCCUGGGAAUUCCAGGCACCUCAAGAGUCACAAAGAGUUUUGGAGCUGGAUUGAACCCCAGAGAGAAAGAUCUUUUGGAUUUUGUCGAUGAGGGGAGAGUGAGUCUACAGGACAUUCCAGAUGAAGAAAGAGAAUCACUGGGCAGCCCUGAGUUUCCUCCGCUCCACCCCGCAGCAGAGCUCAGCACACCAGAGCAGAGGUCACUGCAACAUGAGGCUAGUCUGCCUGAAGAAGACGUGCCAGAGCUCGCAGAAGAAGAACCAAACCAAUCAGAGGAGGAGGAGCUGCUGGACUCUGAACCAGCCAAUCACAGCCCUGAAUUUCCACAGGAUGAGGAGGAGGAGGAAGAGGAUGAUGACGACGAUGCUCUAAGUGCAGAGUUGUCAAUGAAAACUCCUGCGUUUGUAAGACAGAAAAGAGUUUUUGCCAGUCGUACUGCGCAGACUACGCCAACUGUCCUUAAAGAAGUGAAUGCUGGUCCUGCCCCUCAGGUUGCCAAACGAGCCCCCAGGCAGAAGCGCCAGACGGGGGUCAAUGUUCUUCCCAAGAGUUACGUCAUGAGCGUGUUCAAGCACUUCGCCAAGACCAAGGUGGCCAGUGACAUCUAUCCUGCCAUUAAUGAAAUUCUUAAGAAGUACUUUGAACGGCUAGCAGACGAUCUGGAAGCAUAUGCUACUCAUGCCAAACGUAAAACUAUUGAGGUUGAAGAUUUUGAGCUCCUCAUGAGAAGGCAGGGCUUUGUGACUGACACCACACCUGUGAAUAUACUGAUCGAGAAAUAUCUUCCAAUGGAGUAUCGGAAACUUCUCAUCCCAGUGGCCACCAGCGGAAACAAAGUCAUCCCAAAACAAAGAAGGUGAACAUGCAGAUGUGACAUCCUUCUUAAACACUGCAGGUGGCUCCGCAGGUCUGCAUGUGUGUUCUUGUAAAUAUGUUCAUGUGUUCAAAACAAUAAAUGCCUUGGUUUGUAAAUAAGGAUUUGUGUAAUAUAUAUCUGCUAUUUGUUUUAUGCAGCACUAUUAAAAAUAAUGCUUUCAGUUCUUUGUAUUUUUAGCCAUUUAUGUAUUUUUUUU